This is a messenger RNA of Meloidogyne enterolobii, 420 nucleotides long. Lineage: Eukaryota; Metazoa; Nematoda; Chromadorea; Rhabditida; Meloidogynidae. The record is from the annotation of a GenBank genome assembly.
AUGACUCAAUUCCUUCCUGACAAUUUGCUUGGAUUGUUCGCGCCACGUCCUCCUAUUCAAUAUAAACCACCACCUGAUGACCUUUUUAUAAAUCGAAAACACAUUCCAAUAACUGGAGUUGCGGAGUACGUUCAACAAUUUGAGGACCCUAAGGAUGCCCCACCAAAGGUUCGCAUCGAAACUCGUGACGAAAAACGGAUUCGCAAGAGAAAGGAGAGGCAAGAACUUAUGGCUUAUAAAAUUGAACAGGGAAUUGCUACCUGGACACCCGCAGAUAAUCCAAAAGCUACUGGUGAUCCAUACAAAACACUUUUUGUUUCAAGAAUUAUUGAAUUAAUUCAUGAUUUAAAUGGAAAGCCGCGGGGUUAUGCUUUUAUUGAAUAUGAGCACAAGUCGGAUAUGGCAGGUAACUUGUUUUAA